Molecule: messenger RNA, 4210 nt
Organism: Anthonomus grandis grandis
Lineage: Eukaryota; Metazoa; Arthropoda; Insecta; Coleoptera; Curculionidae
Gene: drpr
Product: protein draper
Exons: 15
Coding region: 577-3546 (989 amino acids)
Molecular function (GO): scavenger receptor activity; protein binding
Source: RefSeq, a predicted model, not a curated record
UUGAAUAUUUAGGCCAUCCUUACCUUAGAAUGAACAUACUCGACGGCAUUAUCUAUAAGAACUCGAUCUGUUGUUCCUAAAUUUCCUCCUAAUUAAUUUAAAAGGCUCAACGGGAUAUCACUGUAAUAUGAUAUUUACAAACAAACGAGGGUGAAGAGAGUGUUUUGCUUAGGCAUGAUCAUAUAAAUCCAAUAAUUAUAACAUUAAAUACCACAAAAUAAAACCAAUAGAACCAAUCCGAAUUACCGGGACCUAACUGAAACGCAACGGGUAUAGCAUAAAUUGAUAGCAUGAAGGAUUUACAUCACUUCUUUAGGCCAUAAAACACAAAUUUCCACACGCAAAUCAGGAAUAUCAAGUAUGUAAAUACGGAUGUCAAAUGUCACUUACGUCAACAAAUAUUAUUUUAUCAUUUAUUAGGAGUGGCUACUGUACUAGUACGAUUAUCGUAAUUUUCUGUCUUGUCUCAUUAUAGAUGGCAGCAACUAUAGUGAAAGUAGCCAGCUAAGCGACAUGCUUCCAGUGCAUUCAGAAUCCUGCUAGAUCCCUUAAUAACCUGAAUUAAUCUGUAACACCAUGUUCCUGAUUUAUUUACUAGCGGUGCUCGGGUACUUGUGUGAAACCAGGGCUUUGGAAGGACCGAACGUUUGCACCAGACAAGUAACGUACACAGAAAAGGUGAGAGUGACCGAACAAGUGCCCCACCAGAUUCGCGAGUUCGUCUGGUGCCUAAACUUCCCCCCGAGAUGCUCGCGGUAUAAAAUCAAAUUCGAGACCGUCGUCAAGGAACAGAAUCUGGUGAGGACCAGACCGGAGGAGGAAUGUUGCAAUGGAUACACGAAAAACGCCGCCGAGACUCAGUGUAUCCCGGUUUGCUCAAAAACAUGCUUGCACGGUAGCUGCGUCGCUCCAGAAACUUGCCAAUGCGAGAGCGGAUACGGCGGACCCAAUUGUGAUAUAUCUUGUCCUAAGAACUUAUGGGGUCGCGAGUGCCAAAACGAAUGCGAAUGCGAGAACAACUCGACCUGCGACCCGUUCAACGGUCAUUGCACGUGCAGUCGCGGUUGGAUCGGCGACUUUUGCCAAAAACGUUGUCCCAAGGACCGAUACGGGCAAAAUUGCGAGGAGGAAUGCCGGUGCGAUCGCGGGGAGUGCGAUCACAUCUCCGGCAAAUGUAAAUGUCACUCGGGAUACACCGGACCUUUGUGUGACGAGCCGUGUCCAAUCGGGACGCACGGCGACAAUUGCAAGUCAAAGUGUCCCUGUCAGAACGGUGGUACCUGUGACUCGGUGACGGGCAGUUGCUACUGUAAGAAGGGAUGGACGGGACAGGUGUGCGCCAAUCGGUGUCCCUUCGGGUUUUGGGGCACGAAUUGUUCGGAAAAGUGCGACUGUUAUAACGGCGCCUCCUGUCAUCAUAUCAAUGGCACUUGCGAAUGUCAGCCCGGAUUUACUGGAGAUCGCUGCUUGGAUGUGUGCCCGGACGGCAAGUGGGGCAAAGACUGUAAAGAAAACUGCACGUGUCAAAACGGCGCCACGUGUUCUAACAAAGACGGUUCUUGCACGUGCUCCAAAGGCUGGACAGGAAAAUCGUGCGCCGACAGAUCAUGUCCAGAAGGUCUGUGGGGACCCGAUUGUCAGAAUUCCUGCGUGUGCUCUGAAAAUACCAUUUUAUGUCACGCUUGGACUGGGGUUUGUGACUGUAAACCGGGCUGGUCGAACGAGGAUUGUUCCAGGCCGUGUCCCUACUUGAGCUACGGAAAGAAAUGCCUGGAAACGUGUAAAUGUCAAAACAACGCUCAGUGUUCCCCGAUUAACGGCACGUGCCUCUGUGGUCCGGGAUUCACCGGCAAAGAGUGCGAGCAAAAGUGUCCGGUGGGGGCUUUCGGCGAGGAUUGCGCCCAUAAAUGUGACUGUAAAAACGGAGCGACUUGUUCGGCCGAAACAGGUCAGUGUCAUUGUCCGGCCGGUUGGCAGGGACAACAGUGCGACCGUCCGUGCGGCGUCAACAAUUUCGGUACGCAAUGUAAAGGCAUUUGUAAUUGCAGGAAUGGAGCUUCAUGUAACCCAGUAAACGGAACUUGUACCUGCGGCGCGGGCUUUACCGGGCCCCUGUGCGAAAACAAAUGCCAGACCGGAUAUUUCGGGGUUAAUUGCGAACAGGUAUGCCAGUGUCAAGAGGGGACGAAUCUGGGAUGCGAUCCGGUCACCGGCCAAUGUAUUUGUAAACCCGAGUGGAAAGGAGUAAUGUGCGAAACGAAAUGUCCGGAGGGCAAAUGGGGCGAAAACUGCGACAAAGAGUGCAUCUGUCAGAAUAACAGUAGCUGCGAACCGGAUACCGGUAAAUGUUACUGUGCUCGCGGUUGGCACGGGGAAAACUGCACGAAACCGUGCGACAAAGGCUGGUACGGUAUCGGGUGUCAACAGAAAUGCCCGGAAAUGUCCGUGGGGAACAGGACGUGCGACCACGUGACCGGCGAGUACGUUUGCUCGCCCGGAUAUAUCGGAUUAACGUGCGAACAUCCCUGUCCGAUUCACAGUUUCGGCAAGAACUGCGCCCAGACGUGCACGUGCAAAAACGGCGGGACCUGUCAUCACGUCACUGGCGAAUGCCAAUGUCUUCCUGGCUGGGUGGGAUUAAACUGCACGGUCCCAUGCGAAUCCGGUCGAUUCGGGAUGAAUUGCAGCCAACACUGUAAAUGUCAAAACGGAGGCGAGUGCAGACGGAACGACGGAGAGUGCAGAUGUAAACCCGGCUGGAUCGGUACCCAUUGCACAGAAAUUUGUCCCGAAGGAUAUUACGGUGACCAUUGUAUGCAAGUGUGCCAAUGCGAAAACGACAACUUCCUCUGUCACCCGUCCGAGGGCUGCAUAUGCAAAAACGGAUUUGCCGGAGAAAACUGCGCCGAAUCGAACCUGUUGCGUUUGCAAAACAAAGAGGAAACGAACAACGUGGGCGUCGUGAUUGCCGUAAUCAUGGUGUGCUCCGUGUUCGUCGCGGUGGUCGUACUGCUGAUUUUCUAUUACAAAAGGCGGGUGUCCAAUUUGAAAACCGAAAUCGCCCACGUGCAGUAUAUCGCCGAUCCGUCAGGAUUUACAGGGGACCGUAACCACUUCGAUAACCCGGUGUAUACCUUCCAAGGACCGCCCGUUAAACGUGACAAUGCGACUCUGCUUAAUAAUUUCAAUCGUAUAGUGAACAACUUAAGUAAACCGUCGAAUUCGAGUAUGGAGAAGGCCAGAUUAGGCAUGGCUUGUUGUUCGACUGACGACGACGAGUUCGCGCCAAAAGGUGCAUACGGGACAAAUAUUGACGAACUGCGUCGCUUGAAAAACAAGGAUGCCGACGCGACUAAUCCUAAUAUUUAUCAUAGCAUCGAGAAGUUAACCGAACACGUUUAUGACGAAAUUAAACAGGACCACAAGGAACUAGAUUCGGAAUACGAUCAUUUGGAGUACUCGGGACCCGUGAGCAGCGUGAAACCUCACUAUCAACGAAUGCCGUCGCCGUUCGGGUCAAAAGAUUUAACCAACGGCGAGAAGUGAUCAGGGUAAUUUCAGUUAGUUGUUAAAAUUUAAAAAAGAAAACAGCUUUUUAUAUCAAAUGACAUUAAAUGGCUGCUAAACUGUUAGAUACUUAUAAGCAAGGAUUUUUGAUUGAUUUUUGAAAAAAAAUUUUUAUGCACGUGUAUAAUUCAUUUAUUAACAAGACAUAUCUUCUACUACUAGUACUUUAUGUAUAAUACGUAUCAUUUUUAAUAUAUUGUAUAUUUGGAGCUGCCAAUUUGGCUCUAAUUUGGAAUAAUUUUACGAAAUAUCGAUCCUAGUGUUAAGCUGCUAAAAAGGACAUUAUUUCCCGUAAAGUGACCAAAACCAUAUUUUAAAAAAUACCAUAAUAUAGGGCAAACUUGACCAAAAUGAUUUUUAUAAUGUAAAAUUUACUUACAAUGUUAAUGAAUUUUUCUUUUCAGUUUUUUAUAAGUAAACUCUUAAAAUAUCUUGGACUUGUUUUGUAUAAUACUUCUUAUCUACAAUAUUUAAUCUGUUUUUAAAGGUGGUAGACAAUGGUACAGUGAAAACAUCUCGUCGAACUUGCAUUGUCUUAUUUAUUUAAUGUAACACGACGUUUCGGUUGGUAAAUAUCUCCAACCGUUAUCAAGUGUAAACUGUUCAGUUUACACAAGGCGAAGUUGACUAUUAUAGUUUUUGU